Trachymyrmex cornetzi is the source of this 992-nucleotide messenger RNA. It is a transcript of the gene Sld5, whose product is annotated as DNA replication complex GINS protein SLD5. Lineage: Eukaryota; Metazoa; Arthropoda; Insecta; Hymenoptera; Formicidae. Gene Ontology annotation, biological process: double-strand break repair via break-induced replication; DNA-templated DNA replication. The record is from RefSeq and is a predicted model, not a curated record. Gene Ontology annotation, cellular component: GINS complex. The transcript has 3 exons. Bases 313 to 963 code for a protein of 216 amino acids.
UACGAUAAUUAUCGUACACUUCAUUAUCGUACGCCUAAAAUACGAUAAUUUUAUAUUUCUGAUUAUUACUCUUCUCUCUUAAUUUUAUAUACAUAUUACCAGAGUAGGCAUUGAAGAAGACGAUGAAUUAAAUGACUUGGAUGAUAUCAUUAUUUAUUAAAAAUCAUAGAAAUUAAGUUACCAACACUGGUGAUACUUAUAGCGUUUUCGGCCCGACCGGGUUUGCACCAACCUGGGAUUAGCAUCGUGAUCAGUGAUGUUUCGUAAUAUUUGUAUCAACGACAGAUACUUUCAAAAAUCAACACGACAGCCAUGAAGGAGAGCCUCGAGGACAGUUUGUUGGACGAUGGGGAUGGCGUCGGGGAACUGACGGCGCAGACGGUGCUCCAGGAGAUCGAAAAUGCCUGGAUGAACGAGAGAUUCGCUCCGGAGAUCUUGCCGCAUCAGUCCGACCUGGUGGACUGCAUGCUGCAACAGAUCGCGCACAUGGAAGAAAACAUUAAGAGGUUAGACAAGAACGAUCUUCGAGCGCUAGUCCACCGGAUGGAGCUCGAUCGGAUCAAAUACGUCAUCAGUAGUUACCUGCGAACACGCUUGGAGAAGAUCGAACGAUAUACGAUUCAUAUCCUGUCGGAGGAGGCAAAUAGAAGUCCAGAGGAGGCCUAUUUGACUCCAGGCGAGUUGCGCUUCGCUAAGGAGUAUCUGGCCAAUCUGGAGACAUUCUUCAAGACGGUGGCUUUGCAACAUAUGCCACCUAAUUUUCAGCGAUUUGAAGCGAACAAGUUUACCAUUAAACCUAACCUGCAGGCACAUGUGUUCUUGCGUGCCAAUCAAAGGGUUACCGGCAUAGUUCUGCCUGGCAUGCUGAAUGAAGAGAUAGACUUUGAGGAAGGUUCGCAGCAUAUCAUACAAUAUAGUGCCGUAGCAAACUUGGUUAAAUCUGGUGUAGUGCAGUUGAUUUGAUAUUCUUUUAGAUCAAGGAAACGUAACUA